UCGCAGCGAUGUGAGCGCUGCGGUGCGACCUGCGAGGUAACUUCAGUCGAGCUUCUCCGGAUUGGAUGCUGCGUGCCCACAGUCCCUUUGGCCCUGUUGGGACGAUUGGGCCACAGCCGGAGUUGCCAUUGCUUGCCUGCCGCGUGCGGCGAUUUAAAAGGGGCUGAGCGCGCGCUUCUCGCUGUUUGCUGUUGCUUGGCUCUUGUUUCCCUUGGGAUCAGCAACGAAAGGCGUGGGACUGUAUAUUUUUGUCCUUCGUUUGUGUGAAUUCUUGGCUGGUUAUCAAAGUUGCGACAGUCCUUCGAUCGCUUACACGGACACCCUCCACUCGUAGUUCACCAUGAAGCCAACGACGCUCCUCACUCACCUACUCACCACCACGGCGGCCUCUGCCGCGACGCUCCCUCGCGCCCUCCAUCCAACACAUCCCCGAGACGCACCUCAAUACCGCCUGCUCCACACCUUCUCCUCCUCGGCGCCUUCCUCCUCCAACGCCCACCUCCUCUCCGCCACCAACACCGAAUCCACCAAAGGCGGCGCCAUCCUCACCCUCCCCUCCUCCUCCUCCUCUAGCAACAACAACACAAGCAGCGCCCGAAUCACCUCGGUGCAGACCACCUUCCGCAUCCCCCACGCCCAGCCCCCAGCCACCGGCCCAACCGCCAACAAUCCCGUCGGCGUGUACGCGGCCUCCUUCUGGGUGGGCAUCGACGCCGCGGGGGCGGCUGCGUCCUCCUCUUGCAGCGGCGGCGGCGCCGCCCUGCGCGCGGGCGUCGACAUCUUCUGGGACGGCACGGUCGGCGGCGAGCAGACGCCGUUUGCGUGGUACCAGUUUGCUACCGCCGCCGCCGCGGCAGGCCAGCAGGGCCAGCAGGGGUCCGGGACGGGGUUUGGGCAGGACGGGUUCGCGGUCGCCGCGGGCGAUGUCGUUCGCUUCACGCUCAGCGCGGGGGGCACCGGCGGUGCGGAUGGUGAGCAGGUGGUGGCGGUGGUGCUGGCGGAGAACUUUGGGGCGAACGUCAGUCACGCGGAUGUGGUGGGCCGCAGUGCUAGUGGUGGUGGUGGUGCGAAGCCGGUGCGGAGCGUGAAGCAGGUCGUGACGGCGCCGGCGGGGUUGUGCGGGCAGCAGGCGGCGUGGGUCGUGGAGGACUUUCCGCUGGAGGGACGGCCGGAUGUGCCGGUUGCGUUCGCGAAUUUCACGAGCGUCACGUUCGACGGGGCGGGCGUCGCGCUGGCGGACGGGUCGAAGAAGGGUGUGACUGAGGCCGCGGUGCUGGAUGUGAGAUUGCAGGCUCAGGGGGGCAAGCUCACAAGUUGCGAGGUGGUUGACGGUCAGGAGGUUAAGUGUACGAGAGUUGUGGGUGGCAACUAAGCAGGACGGCUGUAAACUGUGUAAUCAAGUGUGGAAGUUGGAAGCGGAUGGAAGGCAAAACUGUGCUGGAAAGAGGAGGUGACAGACUACUGCGGCGGAAGCGGGUA
Thermothielavioides terrestris NRRL 8126 is the source of this 1479-nucleotide messenger RNA. RefSeq lists its product as uncharacterized. The record is from RefSeq and is a predicted model, not a curated record. Gene Ontology annotation, molecular function: glutamic-type endopeptidase activity. Lineage: Eukaryota; Fungi; Ascomycota; Sordariomycetes; Sordariales; Chaetomiaceae. Bases 341 to 1372 code for a protein of 343 amino acids. The transcript has 2 exons. Gene Ontology annotation, biological process: proteolysis.